AUGAGGUUUGGGGCAAAGCUGAAGGAAGAGGCAAAGCCAGAAUGGAGUUCUCAGUACAUCGAUUACGAUCUAUUAAAGAGGAAAAUAGGCGAGCUGAGGGCUCUGUCUGAGGACCCCAAGGCUGGGGAGGUUCUCACGUUCUACAAAGAGCAGCUGGCCAAGAUGCGGUCCCGCCUGGCAGCUGCCAACAUAGGGGCACCAGCACUGGCCAGGACCGUUUCAGGAGAUCUCGAUGUAGAUCUGGAGGAUCUGAGCAACCUGGCUGGGGAGGUGACUGAUUUACUGAGCUACGUCAGCCUGAAUCUGACGGCAGUGCGCAAGAUCCUGAAGAAGAUGGCCAAGCACAUCAAGCCGGAGGCUCCCACGCCUGGCUACAUGAGCCUGGACAUCCGGCAUCCCCACAACCCUGGCUACCGCCUGGUGCAGGGGACAUUCCUGCCGACAACAGUAGCAGCCGACUUGGACGCAAUGGCGUCCCACGACGAGCUGACAGAGGCAGCAAAGGCGAUUCGCGAGCGCAUGUCGGCGCUCAAAGCGCAGAGCGACACGGAACCUCUCUCUCUUAGCGAGGCCGGCCGCCGGGGGUCCCUGCGCCGGAGCCUGUCCAUCUCGGCCGCCGAGCGCCACAUGGCCGAUUUUAACCGCAUCGAGUUGGAGGAAGCUGAGGCGCUGGCAAAGAGGAAUGCCGGCCUGGUGCAUGCCAUCACCUACCAGGAAGCGAUUGCCGGCAUCUUCCAGCCGCCGCCUCCUGACGAGCAAGCCACCUCCGACCUUGCAGGGCUGACGCUGAAUUGCCUGGUCGCCGGCCUCUACAUGGCCUCUUACAUGUUGAUGAUCCCCACCGCCGCCGAGUUUUGUCGUCACAUUGGCGUCAGCCCUGGGAUGGUUGGCAUCAUUGCCGGCGCCUCAGACUUUGCCUCCAUGUUUGCAACGCCAGGCUACAGCAUAUGGACCAACUACAACUUCCGGUGGCCGAUCCUGGCGGGCGCGGUCACCUGCCUCGUCAGCAACAUCAUGUACCUGCUCAGCUAUGACGCGCGUUCCCUGUCGCUGCUCGUCGCCUCCCGCUUUGUCAUGGGCUUUGCUUUUGUGUGCGCAAGCGCGACAGGGAUGGCGCUGGGCCCUCUGCUGGCGCUGCUGCUGGCGCGAGCCCCCAGUGUCAAGGCCGGCCCGCUGACAUUUGACCGCAUCACUCUCGCAGCCUGGAUCAUGGUCGCCGCCUGGCUGGCUUUCAUCGUCGCCUGGGCCGCCCUCUUCAAGGACCCCCUAGAGGAGCAGAGGAGGCGGGCACAGCUGGUGGAGGCAACAGAGCCAGAUUUGGAGCAGCCGCUGCUGCAGGACAGUGUGCAGAGCGCUGUGCGGCCGGUGGAGCCCAUAAAGGAGGCGUCCGAGGAGGCAAGCACCGAGGAAGCGGGCGAUGAGGAGCCUGGGCAGAGUGCAUUCAGCUGGUGGGACGCCAGCAUGCAGGCCACGCUGGCCGCUGUGCUGUGCCUGUGGGCGCUCAAGCUGGUGCAGCAGGGGUACGUGGACGGGCUGUCCAUCUUCACGGGGCCGUUGUAUGGCUGGAGCGGGUCGGAGAACGGCCUGCUGCUGGCAGUGCUGGGCAUCGCAUCAAUCCCCCUCUCAUUCAUGGUGGGCGUGCUGAGCCCCCACGUCAGCGACCGCGCCCUCACAGCCUCCGCACUGCUGGCCACUCUUGUUGGCGCCACUCUGUGCACGCGCGCCGGCAAUGCGCGCGACCCCGCCGCCUACUUUGGCGGCGGCGCCAUCCUCUACAUGGGGUCGCUGAUCCUGGAAGGAGCCAGCAUGUGCUUGCUCAGUAAGGUGCUGCCUGGUAGGCUCACCAGGGGCAUCUUCAAUGCAGGCCUGCUGACGACAGAGGCUGGGACGCUGGGGCGAUUCUCAGGCAACAUAGUGAUGUCAGUGGUGGCCAGGUUGACUGGCGUGGACAGCAGGCAGGAGCUGCUGCGCUUUGGGCUGACGCUGUAUGGCAUCUUCUCAGCGCUGCUGCUGCUCAUCGGCUUCUACAUGCUGACUGUCUGGCGCAAGCUGGCCACUUGAUUUAACAAGAGCAGAGAGAUACAGGAGCAUACAAGGCAGUGCGAGCGCCAAGUAGGGAGAAUUUCAGAGAAAGGGGCUGCCUUGCGAUAGUUGCAGACCCAGGGUCUUGAAUUUUGUAGGUACGUAGGUGUGUGUGGGGUUUUCAGAUAUAUGGUCGGAGCACAUAAAGAUGAUAUGCAACCUAGUGAUAGACAUAGAUAUGAAGGGGCACGGAAUGCAUGCUCUUGACUUCAGCAAUGCAGAUUUCUGGAGGGGUUCCCUCCUGAAAUCUACAUCGGAAUGGUGCAGGCUGCAGCUCCUGAUCAGAAGACUGACUGGGCUGCAUUGUGUCCAUCAGGCUAUGUCCAAAUAAAUAGAUGGUUGAUAGGCAAAAAGACUGUUGAGUUUCUGUCAAACAGAAUGAAGACGGGUGUUCAUGACAAAAGAGGGCUUGUGCUAGGAUGGCUUGUGCAUGAAUUAUGUAACGUAGAGAUUGCAUGC
Coccomyxa subellipsoidea C-169 is the source of this 2541-nucleotide messenger RNA. RefSeq names its product MFS general substrate transporter. Gene Ontology annotation, cellular component: membrane. NCBI's taxonomy places the organism in Eukaryota, Viridiplantae, Chlorophyta, Trebouxiophyceae, Coccomyxaceae. The transcript is spliced from 13 exons. The coding region runs from base 1 to 2061 and encodes 686 amino acids. The record is from RefSeq and is a predicted model, not a curated record. Gene Ontology annotation, biological process: transport.